This is a messenger RNA of Linum tenue, 345 nucleotides long. Lineage: Eukaryota; Viridiplantae; Streptophyta; Magnoliopsida; Malpighiales; Linaceae. The record is from the annotation of a GenBank genome assembly.
AAGGGUUCUACUCCAUAGAGAGAGAAGAGAAAACAAGAAUCGGAUUAGUCAUACUCAUAACGAUGAGGAUAAUCUGCUCCGGGACGAUGAUUUCCACUCCUAUGACGAUCUCCAGGCUCGAUUCGAUGAAAUCCAGCUCUAGGACAGCUUCUAGGAUGUGUUCUUCGCACUUUCUCUCUCUAGGGCUCUGUUUUUGCUCUGAAAACACGAUUCUCCCACUUUUGGCUCGGAUUAGGCUUUAAAACCGGUUUCCCCGAGUUGCACGGCCAGGUGCACGGCCGUGCACAACACCAUUCUGGCCGUGCACCCUGAAACGCAGCGUAUCCAUUUAAGUCGAACUCAUGC